Molecule: messenger RNA, 1002 nt
Organism: Morchella importuna
Lineage: Eukaryota; Fungi; Ascomycota; Pezizomycetes; Pezizales; Morchellaceae
Exons: 4
Coding region: 1-1002 (333 amino acids)
Biological process (GO): cardiolipin biosynthetic process
Cellular component (GO): mitochondrion; membrane
Molecular function (GO): cardiolipin synthase activity
Source: RefSeq, a predicted model, not a curated record
AUGCCAUUGAUGACGAUGCCCUUCCGAACGCUUGUGCGCAGACUCCCGCGGCAGGGUGGUGGUGGUGCGCUGAGCAUGAGCAUGAGCAUGAGCAGGAGCAUGGGAUUUGGCGGUAGCAGUAGCAGUAGUACGUUGAGGUGCUUCUACGCAAUUGGAGGUGGAAACACUGGCUUGGGGGGCAGCAGCAGCAUAAAAGGCGCUCUCAGCCUCCACAGCUCCCGCUUCCACAGCAGCACCUCUACUAGCACCCCCACCCCCACUCCGACCCCACCACAGCCACCAGCGCAGAAGCAGAAGAAAAAGCUCUCCAAGAUCCUACCCGCCGCGCUCACCCCGCACGAGAACAUCUACAACCUGCCCAACAUCCUCACCUUCUCGCGCCUGCUAGCGUCGCCCGUGAUUGGCUACCUUGUACUCCAUGACCAGCCCGCAGCGGCGCUGGGGCUGUUUGCGGCGGCGGGGCUCACAGAUCUCGUCGAUGGGUGGAUCGCGCGGCGGUGGAAGCUGCAGACCGUGGUUGGCAGCGUUAUAGACCCUAUGGCGGAUAAGGUGCUGAUGACAAUAUUGACCGUCACACUGGCUAUGCAGGGGCUUCUUCCUGUGUGGAUCGCGGCGAUAAUCCUCGGCCGCGACGUCGGGCUGGCGAUAUCGGCGAUAUACUUCCGCUGGAUCUCGCUCCCGCCGCCAAAGACCAUGGUGCGCUACUGGGACUUUUCGCUGCCGAGCGCGGAGGUGCAUCCGACCACUAUCAGUAAGCUGAAUACGGCGCUGCAGCUGGGGCUGGUGGGCGCGUGUAUGGCGCAUCCGCUGGUGGGGGCGGGGGCUGCGGGCGCGGCGGAUCUGGAGCUGGCGUUGCAGGCGCUGCAGUAUACGGUGGCGACGACGACGGUGUGGAGUGGGCUGUCGUAUGUGUAUUCGAAGGAUGCCGUCAAGAUCUUGAAGCAGCCGGAGGCCGCGGUGGUGGUGGAGGAGAAGAAGAAGGAGAAGGAGGAGGGAAAGUAG